UCCUUGCUGUGGGUUUUUGAAUUCGUGCUCGCAAAAUCCCAAAAGAAACAAGCAAUAUGUAUCUCUGUCUUAUCUAAAGGGUCUCUUCUCCGCCUCAUCUUGCUUCUUCUCUUGUUUCUUGUUAUCACUGUACGGAUACGAAAUCGGAGAUUCCGUGACGCGGGUUUUCGAUUCUAUACAGAUUUUCGCAUUCUCAAUAUCUAAUUAUCUGUUGGGAUGAAGAGUAUUAGAGAUUGGGUUUUUACUCGAUUAUUGUCCAAGUCUUUGGCCAUGUCUAGAUCGUUGUCUGGCAGUGGCAGUUUCUUCUCUGAGGGACCUGUGGAUGAAGAUUCUAAUGCCCGAGCUCACACGGAUUGUUCAGAGGUUCCACCACUACUUCCAGAUACAUCAUACUGCUCUGAUGACACACGGGAGAAUGAGCCUCAUCCCUCUCUUCAGGAAGAUUCUAACAGAUCUAAUAAUGUCAUUAAUUAUGAAAAGAUGGAUCCAUUGGCAAGGAUUGAGGAUCUCCAAGUUAAGUUUUUUCGGCUUCUUCGGCGGUUAGGGCACUCAAAUGACAAUCUUUUGGUGGCAAAGGUUUUGUAUAGGAUACACCUAGCAACAUCAAUACGAGGAAGGGAAUCAGAUCUAAAAAGAGCCAGAAAGGUAGCAGCAGAACAAGAGGCAAUUGACAUACCCAAAUUAAAUUUCUCUGUAAGAAUACUUGUCCUGGGGAAAACAGGUGUUGGAAAGAGUGCAACCAUAAAUUCUAUAUUUGAUCAAAGAAAGACGAUGACUGAUGCAUUUGAACCAGCCACUGAUCGCAUCCAAGAGAUUGUUGGUACUGUAUGUGGAAUCAGAGUAACUUUUAUCGACACCCCUGGCUUCUUACCUUCAUCUAAAAGUAAUGUGAGAAGAAAUAGGAAGACCAUGCUCUCUGUGAAGAGAUUCAUUAGAGAAUCCCCACCUGAUGUUGUUCUUUUUUUCGAUCGGCUUGACCUCAUCAACAUGGGUUAUAAUGAUUUCCCUCUUAUGAAGCUUAUGACCGAAGUCCUUGGUAGUGCAAUUUGGUUUAACACCAUCCUCGUCAUGACUCAUGCUUCUUCAACCCUUCCUGAAGGACCAAGUGGAUUUCCAGUCAACUAUGAAUCAUAUGUAACCAGAUGCACAGAUUUGAUGCAACACUUUAUACACCAGGCAGUAUCAGACAGAAAACUGGAAAACCCAGUACUUUUAGCAGAAAAUCAUCCUCAGUGUAAAAAAAAUUUAUUGGGGGAAAAUAUUCUUCCCAAUGGACAAGCUUGGAAAUCUCAAUUCUUAUUGUUAUGCAUAUGUACCAAAAUUCUUGGUGAUGUUAGUACUCUCUUGGAAUUUCAAGGCAGUAUUGAGUUGGGGUCAUCCAGCCCCCGGGUGCCUUCACUGCCACAUCUCCUUUCAUCUCUUCUACGGCACCGUGUAUCAAACCCAAAUGAAGCAGAUAACGAUGUUAAUGAUAUUUUGCUUUCUGAUGCAGAAGAAGAAGAUGAAUAUGAUCAAUUACCUCCAAUCCGAAUCCUGACAAAAUCUCAAUUUGAGAGAUUGACUAAAUUGCAGAAAAGAGACUACCUUGAUGAGCUGGAUUACCGAGAGACUCUUUAUUUGAAGAAACAGUUGAAGGAGGAUGCUCGGAGGCAGAGGGAGAAGAAGCUUUGUGAAGCAGAAACUUUGGGUGAGGAUGACUAUGAUGACCAGCAGACACCUCCAGAAGCUGUCCUGUUACCAGAUAUGGUAGUCCCUCCAACUUUUGACUCAGACUGCCCUGUACACAGAUAUCGCUGCCUUGCUACAAGUGACAAAUGGCUUAUGAGACCUGUGCUUGAUCCUCAAGGAUGGGAUCAUGAUGUGGGCUUUGAUGGUAUAAACUUGGAGACGGCUAUGGAAAUAAAAAGGAAUAUUUAUGCCUCAAUUGCAGGGCAGAUGAGCAAGGACAAGCAGAAUUUCAGUAUUCAGUCUGAAUGCGCUGCUGCUUACACAGAUUCUAGGGGGCCUACUUAUUCUGUGGGUAUUGAUGUUCAAUCUGCUGGUAAAGAUCUUAUAUAUACAGUUCACAGCAACACAAAACUGAGGACUCUCAAGUACCACAUGCCUGACUGUGCAGUGUCAUUGACAUCAUUUGGGAAGAAGUAUUAUGUUGGUGCCAAGAUUGAAGAUAAUAUAUUGAUUGGGAAGAGACUAAAGUUUGUAAUGAAUGCUGGCCAAAUGAGGGGUCCUGGACAAGUGGCAUAUGGUGGGACUUUUGAAGCAACAUUAAGAGGGCGAGACUACCCUGUGAGGAAUGAUAUUAUCAGUGUAUCAAUGACCGCUCUAUCUUUUAAGAAGGAGAUGGUGUUGGGUGGAGGUUUUCAGUCUGAGUUUCGGCCAGCACGAGGCAUGAGAAUGGCAGUUAAUGCCAAUUUAAAUAGCCAGAAAAUGGGGAAAGUUAGCAUAAAGAUGAGUAGCUCUGAGCACAUUGAAAUUGCACUAGUAGCCAUUUUCUCAAUUUUCAGGGCCAUUUUGUGUAGGAAAGAGGCUGAAAAUGGAAGAAAAGAGGCAUUGGAGAUGUGAUGAAUCUGUGUUGGCCCUUUUGCUGAUAGAUUUUCUUAGUUUGGAGAGGAAAUAAUAACCAGAAAGCAUUUUAUAGUCAGAACAAGGUUUUAGAACGUUGAAAAGAGUUUGGUGUUUCAGAGGUUGUCCGUUUUCUUUUUGCCCCAUAAUUUACUGAACAUGUACCUAUUCUAGAGGAGGUUAGAUAUGCUUUAUUAUUAUUUUUUUAAUGUAUACUUGGAGGAGGCUAGAUAGUGAGACUUUUUCCGUUUAAACUUGUGAAAUGGACAUGUCCGGUUGAUUUGGCUUGUCUGGGGCCUGUGGGCACAUAGCUCUGUAACAAGCAAUAGCUGUUAUAAUUGUACAGGAGCACAAAGAAAAUCAGUUCUAUGAUUCCUGGAAUAAACAUUCUUCAUCUAGGUUCUAACA
Messenger RNA from Hevea brasiliensis (rubber tree), 2970 nucleotides. RefSeq names its product translocase of chloroplast 90, chloroplastic. The transcript has 3 exons. The record is from RefSeq and is a predicted model, not a curated record. Gene Ontology annotation, cellular component: chloroplast outer membrane. Gene Ontology annotation, molecular function: GTPase activity; GTP binding. Bases 217 to 2562 code for a protein of 781 amino acids. Gene Ontology annotation, biological process: protein targeting to chloroplast. NCBI's taxonomy places the organism in Eukaryota, Viridiplantae, Streptophyta, Magnoliopsida, Malpighiales, Euphorbiaceae.